Molecule: messenger RNA, 7478 nt
Organism: Haplochromis burtoni (Burton's mouthbrooder)
Lineage: Eukaryota; Metazoa; Chordata; Actinopteri; Cichliformes; Cichlidae
Gene: scn4ba
Product: sodium channel, voltage-gated, type IV, beta a
Exons: 5
Coding region: 812-1513 (233 amino acids)
Biological process (GO): regulation of ventricular cardiac muscle cell membrane repolarization; cardiac muscle cell action potential involved in contraction; regulation of sodium ion transmembrane transporter activity
Cellular component (GO): membrane; voltage-gated sodium channel complex
Molecular function (GO): transmembrane transporter binding; sodium channel regulator activity
Source: RefSeq, a predicted model, not a curated record
AUCUAUGUGGCAGCAGACAUCACCCAGUACCCCUCACCCCCACUCGCUAUCCCCUCCUUCUCUCGCUCGCUCUCUCUUCACCUCUACCUCUGCAGUACCUCAUUUCUCCCUGUGCCGGCACGGGAAACACGCAUACUUUCUGCUUUUCUGCCUGCUGGCUCUCCUCCAGCAUCCUUCUGUGCCUCUUGUGUGUUCUCCUCCCCCUCCAGCCUAUGUCUCCCCCCCACCCAUGGGGUUUGUUGGCCAGCCUGGUUACCUGACUAUUCCUGCUGCUGUUAAAGGAGUGGAGCGGUCUGACACAACGCUGCUACCCUGGUGCCGCUCUGCCUCGCUACUCCUCUAUGCCUUUCGCCUCACACUCUGCUUUGCUGGAUAAUUACCACUGUGUCUGCCAGAGACAGCGACAGAGGACAGGAGAGGAGGGAGGCAAAGAAACAGAGAGGCUGCACUCUUUGUUCAACUGCUGCAUUCUUCAGUCUUUCCUUUCCUCUGCUUCCCCGGGCUGCAGGAGAGCAGUGCAAGGAACAACUUGAUGUGAGAAAGCUCCCUAAAGGAAUUUUAUCCUUCUCUCUUUUGCGCUUCCUCAUUCUGUUCAUUCCUGGGACAGAGUGCAGAGGAGGAGAGAAGAGGGAGGGACUGAGAGCAAGACUCUGCCUUCAGCUGCACAGCUCAGUGUCCCACCUUGGUCCAGAGGCACAUAAGUCAAACACUCAGAGUGACUGGCAGACAAGGAGACAGACUGACAGAGACACACAUUGUAUACAUAUAGACAGGCAGAGAAGAACAGAGACAGACAGGUGGCGUAGGUGUCAUGGCGUCAGUGGACAGCCCUGGUUCAAGUGUCUCUGGUCGACUGAGAUCAGGGGAUCUACUUCACGCUGGUCUGGCAGUUGCACUGCUGCUUGGCGUAUGGACUGUUGGUGGACUGGAAGUUUCCACAGGUAAAGUGUCUUCAAUCGAAGCAAUGAAUGGCUCCACGGUUUUGUUGCCCUGCACUUACUCUUCAUGUAUUGGCAUCGAAAAUCUCUACUUCAACUGGCAAUAUAAUGACAAUGGAACUCUCAUAAAGUUAUGUGAAGCGUUGAUCCCUAUGGAGGGUGUGGAGCCGAAGGUCCGUGUGUCCCAUGAGCGUGUUGAGUUUGUCGGCUCCUCAAAGAGUAACAACAUUUCGAUCUUGCUAUGGAAUAUCACCUUUGAAGAUGAAGGAGAGUACAUCUGUUUUGCCAGGAAUCCAAAAGAGAAGAACCGCAACCACAGUGCUAUCUUCACUCUUAUAGUGGUGGAUCAAAUGAAGGAAGUUGACAACACUUUGACAAUCAUUAUUGUCUCAGCGUUGGGUGGAGUCAUAGGCUUAGUUAUCAUUGUCAUGGUGAUAAAGGCUGUUGUUGUUCACUUCCUGCAGAAGGAUGAUGAGAAGAAUAAAGAGUGCCUAGUGAGCUCCUCAGGGAAUGACAACACAGAAAAUGGUCUUUCAGGAGCCAAAACUGAAAACAAAGGGACACCAAAGGCUUGAACAAAAUGUUAAGUAUGCCUACAUGUUUGUAUAUAUGUUAGACAAAUGUACACACUCAGCGAAAAAUCAAUUAUCUUACUAGCGGCUAACAAAAACAACUUGUAAAAAUGUCUAUUUUAAAUCAUGCUUGAGAUUUGGGAAGUGUGAAGUGUGCAUAGGCCUGGAUCUCUCUCACUUACCAUGGUAGCCCAUUUGUUCCACUGUACAGCUUCUGCUCCACUUUCUUCACAUUGCAAUCUCCAAUUUAUGCAGUUGAUGUGUUAUUUUUUUCUAUGUACUUUCUUACUAUCUAAUAACAUUCACACUACGUUAAAGCAAAAACGCAUCACAAGGCCGAAAUCUUUUUUAUACACCCAAUGUCAGUAUUCAGUUUCCAGUCCAAAACAUGCUUUACAGUAUCAGCUGAGAAGCUACAAUAUGUUGGAUUCUUAGUCUGGAACUCUACAACUCCAAGUGAAACUUGGACUUAGAUAUACUCAACCAGUGGGAACAAAUAUCUUUGAUGCCAUGUUGAACUGCCAUAAUAAAAAACUGCCAGGAUGUCAGUCGAAGAACAGCACAACACUGCUCAAAUUCUUUCCCUUAGCUCUCAAAUGAUAUAAAUGCACCUGGAUGAAAAUAAGCCAGGUGGUAACUGACUAGAAGUUUGGUUAUAAAGAAAAGAUAAAAUUUUUUAGUCCCAAUCACAUAAAUUGUUUAGAAAUAAAAUAGGAAGUUUUACAUUUUAAACACUGACUGUAAAAUUUGUAUUUUGCCAUUUUAAACACUGGGCGCUGUUUUACUGAUUAACUGUGUUUGUAGGUAACGAGUAAAUCCCAACUGUUUCCAAAGGAUCUUUCUGACAUUAACCUCUGAAAUGCCAAUUUUCAUGUGACUUCUGGGUUCAGAUUAGACACACUGCUGGUUUGUUUGGGCCAAAGAUUUUCUGUGAAAUGCUGGUUAGCAGGGACUAACAAAUGGGCUUACCUUAGGUGAAUAAAAGAUCCAGUUCUGCACAGGUUUUAUUGUUUUGCUUUAGAUAAACACAGGUGCCUGUUCUGCUUCUGCUCCCUUGGCUGGUGAGAAGAACUUACAUAAAAAAAAGAAGAACCCUAACCAUCAUCAAAGACAAUCCCCAGACUACCCAGCUCCCUAUUGAAAGGAAUGAACUUAAUCAUGCUGCUUCUGACUAAUAACCAAUGCAUUUUGAGCAUGUGCACAUUUUAUAUAGCUUCGUAUAAGAUUAUAUAUUACACCAUAAUACAGGAACAUUUCUGUGUGUCUCUGUUUGGUCCCCUCCAUGCUGGCCAGAACUGCGGGAAGCUCUGUCAAUGCUCAUCUCAACACUGCUGCAACUGUUUAACACCUUUUUAGCCACGUCAGGGUUAUUGAAAAAUAACUUUUAGAAUUUUGGCCGACAAGUUUACUGUAGAAAAAUUAAUAACUGAAACAAAGUUUACACUUAUUGAAAAAGUGAGAACAUUUCAGCAGCUCUGUUUAAGUGAAAGAAUUGAAAAGCCCUGCCAGAGGAGUUUGAGAAGCUGCUUAAUGGCUUAUUAGCCGGAUAUCCUUGUAAGCACAUGCAGCUCAAAAUGCUAAUUUCCAAAUUUACAUGUGGAUUCAAUGAAAUACAUAUAACUCAAAGGAAACUUGCCAAACCCAUCAAGAAUAUACAAGUCCAGUAAUAUAGCCUUGGUAGUGCAGGUAGCAUUGUCUUGGGGCAGCUCACUGCAAAAGAAUGUAAAGACUGUUGGGCAGUCAAAUAUUGUCCAAAAUGUAUGUUUUCAUUCAGUACAAAAAAUAUAUCAAAGAAAUAUUAAUAUUAUUCUGAAUUGAAUGUGUGUGAAUGCCCCUCAAGGGCAGUCAUAAGUGCUUGUUGGUCAGCUACAUUAUUUUGUGUACAUCUACAACUGACCAAAACUGAGCAUGUUAUAGAGUUUAAACUGAUAAAAUUACUACUUGACUGUAUUUAAAACCCUGACCAUUGAAGAUUUUAAACUUUUUGUUCAGACUUCACAAACAGCCCCAGUGUUGAUCUUAGCUGUUUAAAAGGGACGUCGGUUGAUGUUGCUGAGAGUAAAUUGAGCAAUUUUAAAUUAAAAAAUGUUUAAGUAAAUGCUUAACCCCUUAGCAGUCCUAUUAGUCCCCUAAACCAUCCAAUGUCCCGUGGGCGGCACGUCCGACUGCUAACAGUUUAAAUGUGCACAAUAUAAACACCAGUACAUAUUUCUUUCAAGAAACGCCAAAUUGGAAAAUGUAACAAAAUCUUCAUAAAUUCACAUUUCUGUUUCAUUCUUUCAUAAGUCAACAAGGAUCGGUUUACUGCUAAAAUGCCCCUGGGAAAUUAGAACCACCUCUCUUUGUAGUUUGUAGUCACAGUCACUUUGACAUCCUUUCUAUGAGGACCGCAGACAUGCUCUGCAUAAAUAGUUUGAACAGCUGAAAGCUACAUACAUACAUUACACACUGCUACACAAAUACCCACAUAGGAGGAUUCAUUUUGAUACCAGAAAACAGCUCACUGGCCUUGCCUGCAAACAAUACAGCACUUUAUCAGUGUUAAAGUGGUUUUGUUACCAUGGCAAAUCACGGAAGUGGCCUCACAGUUGCCAUUCUUUUAUACUAUAUAUUAACAGAAUUAACAAAAACUCAACAUUCUCACUUUGUGUUUGUCAUUUUGACCGAGUACCUGACAGCAGCACUGUGUCAAAUGGUUUUAACUUCGAGUACAUGUUCACUUACUGGAACAGAGCUCUAUGACAAGCUUUUAUUUUAUUUUUCUAUUUGUUCGCGUCUGUCAGCCUGCUCCUCUCUAAUACUGGAGUGCACUUCCCUUGCCUUCAAUGGAAGCAAUAAGACAGAUAUCAGAUUAUGCAAUAACCUGUUAUAAGGCACUUUAAAGAUGUGUCUGGACUGGCUGGCAAUUCUGUCCAAGGCACUGAUCAUUGUACCAAUAUAUGUAUCCACACCACAGAAAUGUAUCUCAGCUGAGUUUAAGUAUGGUGAUUAGGAUCAUAUAUCUACAGCAGAUGGUUUUGUCUGCAUUGGAUCAAUCUAUAUUAGGUCCCAUUUACACUUGGCUCAAAAUUCCUUGAGCAGAUGAAAGCUGUAUCAGGAAAAGCUUGAACCCAGGCCCGCAUUAUAACACAUGUCUAACAUAUUACCCCAUUUGUACUUUGCUAUUUCAUAAAAGUUGUAUCUAGAUGGAAUAAUAACACAGUGGUGGCCCUGGGAGUUCAGGGUGCUGCAGCUGCAGUUUCUGUUUUCGCUGUGGAUUAUUUCUUUGUUAGUUUGUUGUUGUUUUUGUAUUUAUUACUUUGUCAAACUGUUGAAGAUGUGUCUCAGUAUGCUUUUAUUUACAUUUUUUCAAUGUAUGUUUUACUCAGAGCUCUCAGGGCUACUGUACUAAUGGGCUAAAAACACCCUAAUUGACACUGCCAACUGACAAAUAUGAAAUGCCCUACAAGAUAACCAAUGCGCUGCCCCCUUACAGGAAUACAAUAUAUUUUUCUGUGUGUAAUAUAAAAGCAGCCAUUGUUGCAAUCACAGAAAACAUCAUAACUGACCUAUUACGAAUGUUCUUGCUUUGGAGUCCUAAUUAUAAGAUUUGAUGUUAUGUACUGAGUAGUUGUUUGGUUGCACUUAUGUGUUUGAGGGAUGCAUUUAAUUACCAUUGGAAGGAAAGGUGUAGAAUAUGACCUCAAUUGACUCACGCAAUCAGGUUUCAUACAAUAUAUAAAGUACAACGCAUAUGCCCAAGAAGCACAAGUGUUUAUUUUAUUAUACAUUACUAAAUAGUGUAAGUAUACGCUGAGUAUAAAUGGGAUCAAGAGUGAAAUGUGAUCAACCUUAACAGUACAAUGUUAGAAGUGAAUAUAUCCUGGUGAACCUGUAAAAAUGUGAAUGACGUGGAUGUAAGGCAUCACACACUAUCUAAGAGUUAUGGGACCCCUCUGUAAAGAGGGUAUAUACAUCCAAAGUCUUCCUGUUAGGGAAAAGCAAUAUUGUGGAGUUAAUGUGUCCGUUAGUGUACUUUUCAUAACCCUGACACUCAAAAUACAGUAUAGGUGGAUUCACAUAAUACAUAACUCAAACCUCACUAUUUGUGUUUACGGAUUUUAUUCUUAAUUUAAAGAAGAAAAACAAAUGAUAAUAAAAUACUUAAAAAACAACAAGCAGCAAAUUAGGCAUAUGUAUCUGAGCGGGUUAUAAGAGGUAUGUACUGUUUUAAUAACAACCAUAACUGAUGUGAUAAAAUAUGUAUAUGUGAUGGGGAGAGGAGAGCUGUUUUAAUGCAUAACACAGGUCUGAUUUUGGUACAGUUGCCUUUAUAAUCGUAAGACAUUGUACUAAGCAUUGAAUGCAUUAUUAUUAUUGUUAUGUUUGUUUGUUUGUUUUUUUCAUCUUUGGUGUUCUGAUCUGUCCUGUCUUCCUCCAAGAAACACCUAUACCGAACCUCUUAUGACUCUUGAAGUUAGCCAACAGCUUGCAGUGAUUGCUGCAGUACUGAGUGUGCACGGUACAGUGUACAAUGCUCCUCUGCAGUGGUGCAAUACAGCACGCCAAAUACAGUAUGACUGCCACCCAGUGGUAAAUGCCCCUGUAGUACAAGCCAUGGUACUACUAGCGUGCAUUUUGAUUUGGACUAUGAGGAUUGCACAUUAUCAAACCAUUGCCACAAUUUUCAGAGUUAAAGCAGUUCAAAGAUGUAUGAUUACGCAUCAUGUUGCAAUUGUUUCUCCUGCUUUAUAUAGUGCUAGUAGUCUAAUGGGGAGGUGUGAUGUAUAAGUUUACACAAAAAAAUUAGGAAAAAAAUACAUUGAACAAUAAACCACGUAUGAACAGUGGUUGUUCAUCAGACUACUACUGGUGAGCAUAAAAUGGUUAUAGACAGCAUUCGUACUGCUGUAACAUUAUUCACUAGGUAACACAGUAUUGUGAAUUCUCAUUGACUAGUAUGAUUUUUUAGAGUUAGUAUUGCUCUUACUGCCAGAGCGGGUGAAACUCAUACUGCCAAUCCAAGAGUCUCAUGUCUGCUGUUGUUACAACACGAUUAUAAUGACACGCAAUCUAUUAACUACGGUAACACUACUAAAACAUGAUGUUGCAUUACUGUCUACUGCUGUAUAAAAUGCAUAUGAAAGCUAAUCUGUAUAUGAUGAUGCUCUAUACUACUUCUGUAUUUCUAGCAGCUGAAACUCACACUGCCAAGCCAAGAGUCUAAUGUCUGCCUCCCACAUUCCACACCAGAGCUGCAACUAUUAGUCAGUUACUUAGUCAAGAAAAGGAAUUGACAACUAUUUUAAGGACAUAGUUUGUAAGUCAUCUUUCAAGUAAAAAGUGCCCACAUUUUUAUAGCAUUGCGUUCUCAACAUUUUCUGGGUUUUCCCCUCUUACACAUUAUAGGAAAGAUUAAUAUAGUUCAGAAAAAAUGGAAUUUUUUUGUCUUUUUUGAUAAUUUGAAGUUAACAUUAGUGGUAAAAAUACUAAACUAUGAUUCAUAUUGUGAUUUAAACAAAUAACUAACGUUUGACAGACAAAGACAUCGAGAAUUUCUUUUAGGUUUCAUUUAUAAGCACUGACCUCUCCACAUGCUGUUACUGCAGUCCUGCAUUUUAGAGUAUUCUAUCAAUAUUUUACAUAUCCUGGGGCUGCAAAACAUAAAUCUAUCCCAAAAAAAUGAUUUUACAAGGUCAUAUCUAGAGCAAGCUAAGGCCACUGAUAGCAUACAAAUUAUAGCAAUUGAUAGAAAGUCGUACUGUUGCAGCAAAUUCUUAUGUUUUGUUUACAUUACUGUAGUCUGUUCAACAUACACACACAAGCAAAAUACAUCUGCAAACACAUUUCUUCUGGAUCAACCUUCCUGUGAAUAUUCAGCUGUCUGUCUGUAUUUGUGUCCACGUUGUUCAUGCUCCCUUCAUGACUAUGCACUUCAAACUUUUCAAUUAUUAGCAAAGUACAUCCUGAAAAUAAAAUGUUGAUUGAA